Molecule: messenger RNA, 1116 nt
Organism: Penaeus indicus
Lineage: Eukaryota; Metazoa; Arthropoda; Malacostraca; Decapoda; Penaeidae
Product: transcriptional repressor scratch 2-like
Exons: 3
Coding region: 1-1116 (371 amino acids)
Biological process (GO): regulation of DNA-templated transcription
Molecular function (GO): RNA polymerase II cis-regulatory region sequence-specific DNA binding; DNA-binding transcription factor activity, RNA polymerase II-specific
Source: RefSeq, a predicted model, not a curated record
AUGCGCUUCCGUUCGCAGAUGAGACUCCCGUGUUUCCGAGGCUGCUGCUGUGUGUACCACGAGCUGCGGGCGGCCGACCCCUCCUUCACGUGCCCCUUCCAGUACUACCACACGACGCCCGACCACGCCUACGCCCACGCCCAGCCCAGCGCUUGCCACCCGCCGUGCAUGUCCCCCGGCCAGCCAUGCCCCGCGCCCACCUGCCUGGCGUCCCCCCAGCCCACCUGUCUGCCGCAGGCGUGUCUGCCCACCAGCCAGCCCACCUGCCUCGCCUCUGCUCAGCCCACCUGCCACCCGCCCGGACCCCCGCCCGCGGCGCAGCUCGCCCCCGCCGCCCACCAGCCCACCCACACAUUCACGCCCUUGCACCUCCGGCCGGUGGAGGAGACGGAGGCCGCCCACGACCUGCUGGAGCUGGCCCGCUCCGCGCCCGCCUACACGUACCAGCCGCCCACGCCCGCGUCGUCGUGCGACUCGGCGGAGGCGGCCAACGAUAGCGAGGCCAGCCUCACGGCUACGCCCACGCCCUCGCCCGCGGGCAGCAGCGACGCGGAGAACGUGGCGCCGCCCUGCUCGCUGGGGCUGGACGACGGGCGGUCGCGCGUGCGGGCGGGGGCACGGGGCGAGGGCGUGCGCUUCGGGCGCCACAAGCCGCGCUACACGUGCUCGGAGUGCGGCAAGCACUACGCCACGUCGUCGAACCUGUCGCGCCACAAGCAGACGCACCGCGACCUGGACUCCGGCAACGCGCGCCGCUGCCACGUGUGCGGCAAGGCCUACGUCAGCAUGCCGGCGCUCGCCAUGCACGUGCUGACGCAUAACCUGACGCACCGCUGCGGCGUGUGCGGCAAGGCGUUCUCGCGCCCCUGGCUCCUGCAGGGCCACAUGCGCUCGCACACGGGCGAGAAGCCCUUCGGCUGCGCGCACUGCGGCAAGUCCUUCGCCGACCGAUCCAACCUGCGCGCGCACAUGCAGACGCACUCCCAGCUCAAGAACUUCCGGUGCAAGCGCUGCAACAAGUCCUUCGCCCUCAAGUCGUACCUCAACAAGCACUACGAGUCCGCGUGCUACCGCGACGGCGCAUGCGGCGAGGCCUGCCCGUCACCGGACUCCUGA